Exophiala bonariae is the source of this 2430-nucleotide messenger RNA. RefSeq lists its product as uncharacterized. The record is from RefSeq and is a predicted model, not a curated record. The coding region runs from base 1 to 2430 and encodes 809 amino acids. NCBI's taxonomy places the organism in Eukaryota, Fungi, Ascomycota, Eurotiomycetes, Chaetothyriales, Herpotrichiellaceae. The transcript is spliced from 2 exons.
AUGGGAUCAAUUGGAGGCCUCGAUCUUUCCCUGAUCUCUGCUCAACAGAAAUUAGCUGUCGGGCUAGCUCAUGUCAACUUUGACUUCUCUCUUGUCAAGAUCGAAGCUCCGGCUGAGUACCAGACUGUUGGUGCAUGCCUCUCGAAAAGACGAAGGCAAGAAGCAGAAACUGGACCACUUCACGUCGUUGCCAGGAAAUUAGGCGCAUUGUUUGCCUCAGAUAUACCGGAUGCUCCCAAUCUCUUUCGUGCAUAUGGCGAGCGGGCCUCGAAGAUCGCCGGUAAUCCGUCCUUCAAUCCCAUCGGAUCCAGGCGUGAUGGUGCAUUUGCAGACCACAUCGGAGCAGAUGGAACCAGUAUAUGGGCAGCCGCAACCUCGGGUGAUGCUGCAAUCGCUAUGCAUCUGCUUGGAUGCAUGCUUGCCCGCAUAUGGGAGAUGCCGGAAGCAACUUCCAUUCUAAGCGAGAUGGUGGUAGCACGAAAAGCUAUCCUUAAGCGUCAAACAGAGUCAGCUCAAUUUCACAUAUCCGACAUCGCUGCGGCGGAAAUUGUUCUAAGCCGUAACCAACUCGCGGCAUGGGAUGCGAGCGCAAGGGCGUGGCUUCGAACGGCCGACACAGCUUAUCCGCGACAGCAUCGACAAUUGAUGCACUUGAUCAAGCAGUCCGACUCGGCGCUACCGACUGGAGACGAUGUCUACGCCAUUGUGAAAAAUGUUUGGCAAAAUUCCAUCAAGAUCGCCGAGAAACUUCUUGCCGGGGAAUCCUACAGGACAUCAACGUCAGAGCCACUUUUGGCUCUUGCAGCAUGGCAUCUCUAUCCUGACAUGGCUAUCCUUGGUCCAAAUACAGCUGAUGUGCUUCAACAGGACCCUCUUUUCCACGCUGGUGGAAUACUGACAAUCGGUAUGCCCGCAGCUGGAUCGCAAAAUGAGAACGGCAUCACCUGGUCUUUACCCCUGUCACAUCUGCGCUUCUAUGGAAAGCCAGUCACAAAGACACGUUCUCUAGGUCUUGAUUCCGAGCGCAUAUAUUUUGAGGAUCUUAAGUACGUGGUUCUUGGCACAAUGACUGGCCAUUGGUUCACUAAAUCUGGAGGCUUAUCCAAGGUUGUGGACUUCUUGAAUGCUUUAAUGAACUGUCUCCAUUCCUCAAUCUCUGAAGCUUCUGACCGCAGGCCUGAUGGGACGGAAACCGGUCCAGUAGCAUCAAAUGAAAUACCUGCGUGGCUUGGUUUACUCUAUAAAGCCGCUUGCGGUAUAAGGGGUUCCCACGGCCAGGUAAGGGUCGAUCGGGAACGGCUUUACAGAUUGGGCCAGCGCAGGGGAACCAAUUUUCUUUCAUCUUCAAGCUCGAAGAUCCCUGAAGCUUUUGGUCUCGCCAGUUUUGAAGCUUUCAUUGACCAAUAUAGGGAUCACGAGGAGAAGAUAAAAAUGGUUCGAAAACUGCUCCCAACCUUGAUUUCAAACCCUUUUUUCCUCCAAGCGGGCUUCAUCAGCUAUAGAGUUCAGAAGAGCACGGAGCCCAUUGGGUCAGAGUCUGGGUUUGGGGAGCGUACGGAGAAUGACGAGCACUCCCAUCCCACACAUGCCGAUUCUUUGACUGUCAGCCCAAAAGCUCAUGAAGAAUUUGCUACAAUAGUACCACUGUCUCUGCUAAGCAAUCAACAUCAACGCCGCGUACCCUCUGUCCACGCGAAAAACAACUCUUAUGGAAGGGGCAAUAUUUUCUCUCGUGAGUUAAGCUGGGAGGUUUCUUGCAUGCUCAGUCCCGCUUCAGCUCAAGUGCACCGAUGCGCUGAGUUGUUCAAGAUGACAGGUGAACAAGCUGGUCUUUACGUUCGACCUGCAGGCGAUGAUCCAUUUUCCCGCAUGUUCUCGCUCAAGGAUGAUGGAAUAACAGAGAUGGAGCUCGGCCCCGACUUCUGGCCGGGAAAGAAGUUGAGAUAUUGGAAAAUGGAGAACCCUUUCGCGAACUCACCACCGGAGAUUUUUCAGACUUCACACCGCGACUGGUGUCAGGUGGUUCAGACUGCGCAGGCGCAACCAAGGUUCGGUAAUAUCAUCAGUUGCCCCGUGGGCCUCAUUACAGGCUUUGGGAGCGAUGGAUCAGUCACAUUUAACCGUUCACUUCGUCCGCCUUCUACACCUAAAUCGGAAAAAUCUUCGUACUUCGACGCUGGGAGAAAAUCCUGGUGGAAGGGUACAGACACUAGAACGCCUAUCCCAGCUGCCGAGGUCGGCCCCCAAACGGGGACCUAUGCACCAGUACCAUUUUGUCUUAGACUACGUGACGCUCUUGAUGAUGGUGCCGAUAUUCUGGCUGAGGAAAUGGGAUGUCCUCGGAAGUACUAUAUAGCUGACCGAGCAGGAGCAGGUACGACUUACAAAUAUAGCUUGAUCGCUGGUGACGGCUCAGCGUUUGGUGUUUGA